Molecule: messenger RNA, 3174 nt
Organism: Vicia villosa (hairy vetch)
Lineage: Eukaryota; Viridiplantae; Streptophyta; Magnoliopsida; Fabales; Fabaceae
Product: plasma membrane ATPase 1
Exons: 19
Coding region: 47-3013 (988 amino acids)
Biological process (GO): proton export across plasma membrane; regulation of intracellular pH
Cellular component (GO): plasma membrane
Molecular function (GO): ATP binding; ATP hydrolysis activity; P-type proton-exporting transporter activity
Source: RefSeq, a predicted model, not a curated record
AGCUUAAAAUUGGAGGGGAGUAGAAAAUAAAGAAGCUUCAAGAAAAAUGGUGGAAGGGACUAUGUCUCUUGAUGCUGUUAUAAAGGAAGCUGUUGAUUUGGAGAACAUUCCUAUUGAGGAGGUAUUUGAUAAUCUAAAAUGCACAAAAGAAGGUUUAACCUCUGAGGAAGUACAAGAGAGGCUUGACAUGUUUGGAUACAAUAAACUUGAAGAAAAAAAGGAAAGUAAAGUACUAAAGUUUUUAGGGUUUAUGUGGAAUCCUUUGUCAUGGGUUAUGGAAGCUGCUGCUCUCAUGGCCAUUGCUAUGGCACAUGGAGGGGGAAAACGAGGAGAUUAUCAAGAUUUUGUUGGCAUAAUUAUUUUGCUAAUUAUAAACUCAACCAUAAGUUUCAUAGAAGAAAAUAAUGCUGGUAAUGCAGCUGCUGCCCUUAUGGCAAGAUUGGCUCCAAAAGCAAAGGUACUUCGUGACGGAAAAUGGAGCGAGGAAGAUGCUUCGGUAUUGGUCCCUGGAGACAUAGUUAGUAUCAAACUAGGUGACAUCGUUCCUGCCGAUGCACGUCUCCUUGAAGGCGAUCCUUUGAAGAUUGAUCAGUCUGCUCUUACCGGAGAGUCACUUCCUGUGACAAAACAUCCCGGAGAAGGAGUUUAUUCUGGUUCAACUUGCAAGCAAGGAGAAAUUGAGGCCGUAGUCAUAGCAACUGGAGUUCACACAUUUUUCGGAAAGGCGGCUCAUCUCGUCGAAAACACAACACAUGUUGGACACUUCCAAAAGGUUUUGACAUCUAUUGGGAAUUUCUGUAUCUGUUCAAUUGCUAUUGGAAUGAUUAUUGAAAUCAUUGUGAUAUACGGCGUCCACGGAUACGGAUACAGAAACGGUAUUGAUAACCUUCUAGUGCUACUAAUUGGUGGGAUCCCUAUUGCAAUGCCAACUGUUCUUUCAGUUACAAUGGCUAUUGGUUCACAUAAGUUGUCUCAGCAGGGUGCCAUAACAAAGAGAAUGACUGCUAUUGAAGAAAUGGCUGGAAUGGAUGUGUUAUGUAGUGACAAAACAGGCACAUUAACUCUUAACAAGCUUACAGUAGACAGGGAAAUGAUUGAGGUUUUUGCCAAAGGUGUUGACAAGGAAUCGGUUGUACUUAUGGCUGCAAGAGCAUCAAGGAUGGAGAACCAAGAUGCAAUUGAUUGUGCAAUCGUUUCAAUGUUGGCAGACCCAAAGGAGGCACGAGCCGGAAUAAAAGAAGUUCAUUUCCUUCCAUUUAAUCCAACUGAUAAAAGAACUGCACUUACAUACAUUGAUGGUGCUGGUAAUAUGCACAGGGUUAGCAAAGGUGCACCAGAGCAGAUUCUCAAUCUUGCACAAAACAAGGCAGAAAUUGGACGGAAGGUUCAUGCGAUGAUUGACAAGUUUGCAGAACGCGGACUCCGUUCUCUUGGGAUUGCAAGACAGGAAGUACCUGAGGGUACUAAGGAAAGUGCAGGAGGACCAUGGGAGUUUGUUGCUCUUCUCCCUCUUUUUGACCCUCCUCGUCAUGAUAGUGCAGAAACAAUCAGAAGAGCUCUUGAUCUUGGCGUUAGUGUCAAAAUGAUCACUGGCGAUCAACUCGCAAUAGGAAAGGAAACGGGAAGGCGGCUAGGGAUGGGGACAAACAUGUAUCCUUCUUCAUCACUGCUCGGUGAAAAUAAAGAUCAACUAGGUGCUGUUUCCAUUGACGAUCUCAUUGAGAAAGCUGACGGUUUUGCUGGUGUCUUUCCUGAGCACAAGUAUGAGAUUGUGAAGAGGUUACAAGCUAGAAAGCACAUUUGUGGGAUGACUGGUGAUGGAGUGAAUGAUGCACCUGCCUUAAAGAUAGCUGACAUAGGUAUUGCAGUAGCAGAUUCUACAGACGCUGCGCGAAGCGCUUCUGACAUAGUGCUGACAGAACCUGGUUUGAGUGUCAUCAUAAGCGCAGUUUUAACUAGCCGCGCAAUUUUUCAGAGGAUGAAGAACUACACAAUAUAUGCAGUAUCUAUCACUAUUCGUAUUGUGCUUGGUUUCAUGUUGCUUAACAGCUUUUGGAGUUUUGAUUUUCCACCCUUUAUGGUUCUUAUCAUUGCCAUUCUCAAUGAUGGUACCAUCAUGACAAUAUCUAAAGAUAGGGUUAAGCCUUCUCCACUUCCUGAUAGUUGGAAGCUUAGUGAAAUUUUCGCAACUGGGGUUAUUCUCGGAACCUAUCUGGCUCUAAUGACAGUGAUCUUCUUCUAUAUAGUUUUUGAAACAAAUUUCUUUCCGGUGAGGAAAUUCCUUCCACUCUUAACUAUUUUUGUCUUUUUCCCCCCUCUUCAUGCAAUGAAUGAUAGAAAUUUUUCGGUGCAGGACCACUUUGGUGUGAAACACUUCCGCCCCGAUCUACAUGGUCCUGUCACUGAUGAAAUGAAAGCGAUGUUGGCUUCUGCUGUUUAUCUUCAAGUCAGUACAAUUAGUCAAGCCUUAAUCUUUGUGACACGGGCCAGGGGAUGGUCCUAUACAGAAAGACCUGGUCUUUUGCUUGUUUUUGCUUUUGUUAUUGCUCAGCUGGUUGCAACUGUUAUAUCAGCACAGGCCAAUUGGGAAAUUGCUGGAAUCAAAAGCAUAGGAUGGGGCUGGGCAGGAGUCAUUUGGUUGUUUAAUACUGUAACCUAUGUUUUUCUUGAUCCUUUAAAGUUUGCUGUUGCUUAUCAACAAAGCGGAAGGGCUUGGAAUUUGGUCGUAAACCAAAGAACUGCAUUUACCAACAAAAAUGAUUUUGGUAAAGAAUCUCGUGAGGCUGCAUGGGCUGCUGAGCAGAGAACCUUGCACGGUCUUCGCUCUGUUGAGCUGAAAGGCUUUGCAGAGAAACACAACCACAGAGAAAUAAAUACAAUGGCCGACGAGGCUAAGAGGCGAGCAGAAUUAGCAAGGUUGAGAGAGCUUCACACUCUGAAAGGAAGAGUGGAAUCGUUUGCAAAGCUACGGGGUUUGGACAUUGAUACCAUGAAUGGUCACUACACUGUCUAAGACAUAAUGUUAUUAUCUGUCAGCACUCUGUCAUGUGACACUUCUUUAUAUUUAUUUGUAUUAUGUUUGUUUUUCGUUUCAUAUUAUAGGCUAUACUUCAAUAAUGUAUUUGUUGGUUACAUUUAUUUCUGCUUUUCACACAACAUCGGUUAUUUUUUGUU